Sander lucioperca (pikeperch) is the source of this 2508-nucleotide messenger RNA. It is a transcript of the gene gabra6a, whose product is annotated as gamma-aminobutyric acid type A receptor subunit alpha6a. Lineage: Eukaryota; Metazoa; Chordata; Actinopteri; Perciformes; Percidae. Bases 93 to 1550 code for a protein of 485 amino acids. The transcript is spliced from 10 exons. Gene Ontology annotation, molecular function: transmitter-gated monoatomic ion channel activity involved in regulation of postsynaptic membrane potential; inhibitory extracellular ligand-gated monoatomic ion channel activity; benzodiazepine receptor activity. The record is from RefSeq and is a predicted model, not a curated record. Gene Ontology annotation, cellular component: synapse; dendrite membrane; postsynapse. Gene Ontology annotation, biological process: gamma-aminobutyric acid signaling pathway; nervous system process; synaptic transmission, GABAergic.
AACCCGGCCACUAGUUUACAUUAAGUUGAUUGAUAGUUUACCUUGAAAACUUCCUUCCCUUUGACAAGCAGCUCAAUGUCUCUGGAUCCCAAAUGGCACUUGACCUCUUUACCAGACGUCCCAUGAGGCACAUUGACUUCGAUAAAAACUUCCUCCAUGGUCUGAUACCAGGAGCCCCAGGGCGUCUGGCAGGGGACAACGCCGCUCCUCUCCUCGAAGUGCACCGACAUGCUGCGGCUUCACACACGGCUGACAGUCUUGGUAGUGUAUUUGGAAUUGAGAAGAUUUACUCGGACAACAUCACUCUCAUUUUGGAUCGACUUUUGGAUGGUUAUGACAACAGACUACGACCAGGAUCUGGAGGUGGUGUUACGGAGGUGAAAACAGACAUCUUUGUCACCAGCUUUGGACCUGUUUCAGAUGUUGAGAUGGAAUACACCAUGGACAUGUUCUUCCGUCAGAUGUGGGUUGAUGAGCGGCUAAAAUUUGAGGGCCCCCCUGAAGUCCUGCGACUGAACAACCGCAUGGUAGACAAAAUCUGGACGCCAGACACUUUCUUCCAAAACUCCAGGAAGUCAAUUUCUCAUAACACGACCACACCUAACAAACUCUUCCGCAUCAUGCAGAACGGGACUGUCCUCUACACCAUGAGGCUAACCAUUGGCGCAGAGUGUCCAAUGAGGCUGAUGGACUUCCCUAUGGACGCUCACUCCUGUCCUCUCAGGUUUGGAAGCUAUGCCUACACGAGCAGUGAAAUCCUUUUCACUUGGAGGAAGGGACCAGUAGCCUCUGUCGAGUGUCCCGCUGAGUCCAUGAGUCUUCUGCAAUAUGACCUGGUGGGACAGACUUUGUCCAGUGAAAUAUUCAAAUCAAACACAGGUCACUACUCUGUGCAGGUGGUCCAUUUCCACCUCAAACGGAAGCUGGGCUACUACCUUAUACAGACUUACGUUCCUCUUAUAAUGGUUGUUGUGCUGUCACAAGUCUCUUUUUGGAUCAACAAAGAGUCUGUUCCUGCACGCACAGUUGCUGGCAUCACCACAGUGCUGACCAUGACCACCUUGAGCAUCAGCGCCCGUCAGUCACUUCCCAAAGUAGCCUAUGCCACCGCCAUGGACUGGUUCAUUGCUGUGUGUUUUGCCUUUGUGGCGUCGGCUCUCGUUGAAUUUGCAGCAGUAAACUACUUUGCCACCCUCCAGGCCAACCGUCUGAAGAAGCAGAAAGCUAGACGAGAAAGGUUUGAGGUGUUAGAUACCGGCAGCGAUGAUGAAAACACAAUUUCGUUGGACAGCAGCCAUCAGGAAGACCUGAAGAGGAGAAACCACUCAGUGUGUCGCAGUGAGCCAGGAGAAGCUUCACGGGUGCCGAUUUUCCUCCAGCAGGGCUCAGCUUUUCCUCAAAUCCCGCAGCUGGCUGGCACCAGCCCCAUCGACAAGUACGCCCGCAUCCUCUUCCCCCUGGCCUUUGCGCUCUUCAACCUAGUCUACUGGUACAUCUACCUGGCCAAGGACACCAUGGAGAUCGCCAGGAACGCGGCUCUUAAAAACUGAGAGGUCCUGGAAAAGGCCAUGUGCAGCCUGAGAGACCUUCAGCAUCCAGCCAGCCAGCCUCACCCUCCUGUCUCUCUGUGUGUGAACAAACACUCAGCGGUUUCUCUACUCUCAUCUGACAGAGGAAAUUAAUCAGAAACUCAUUUAUUCUCCUGCCGCACAUCUAUUCAUUUCACAGACUGUGACCACUGCCAACUUGUGUUCUGAUCAGUAGCUGAAGAGCUGCCCUUCAUGGGCCUCAAUCACUUUAAAGCCCACCACGUACACACAACAACUUCUCGGGGCCCCCGGACUGAGACAGACGGCACACACAUACAGUACGCUUGACGCUCAGAUGCACACUUAGACACACAAACCAAGAAACACAUCAAAAAGAAGUGGAUGAUAUAAUCUAUGAUGGCUGUAACUGGUGGUGAUGCAACAGUGAACCAAUGCUUUCAGAAGCCUGCCCUCUACAGAGGCAUAGCUCCCACUACAACAAGAUCAAAGGCAAUUUACAGGAGCCUCACAUCCCUCCCCGCGGCUUCAAAAAUCAACUCAAACCUGAGAAAAUGAAUUGUGGGAUUGUGUUUUUCAUCCCACCUUUCUGCUCUGGCGCUCUGUUGCUCCCUCUGCAUUUCCAGAUCUACUGCAGGUCCUCUUUAGACAUUGCAGGGAAGAGUAGGAUUUAAUACCCAUAAGUGUUGAUGGCAUUCAUUUUCUAUUUUUGUACAGAUGCUGCAUUAUUGUUGGGCACAGAUGUUUACAUAUAAAGUGUCUACUUGCAAUGGAUGGAGUGUUAUUCUCUUUUUAGCCACUUAGCAUGUGCAGUAACAUAAAACUGAAGGAAUAAAGUGUAUCUUAAGUUUUCAUUUUGACCACUUUAACCCUUCAGGCCCAUUGUUUGACCUUGUCAUGAUAUAGACAAACUCGUCUGCCCUGUAAUAAACAUAAAAAUAAAAUAUGCCUGAAAUUAACA